Cantharellus anzutake is the source of this 1971-nucleotide messenger RNA. RefSeq lists its product as uncharacterized. The annotation marks the transcript as partial. Lineage: Eukaryota; Fungi; Basidiomycota; Agaricomycetes; Cantharellales; Hydnaceae. The transcript has 8 exons. The record is from RefSeq and is a predicted model, not a curated record.
GCCCUUCUUCAUGCCGGUUACAUCCCAGCCACUCCCAUCAAUCCAACUGUAGUGAUUUCGAUAUGCUCACUUGAACUUCUCCACUGUCUGAUGCGCACAUCACCGAGCUUCAGUAUUCAGUCAUUUACCCGACUGCUGGCUGAUUUACAUUGUGUCGUAUAUCAGCCAUACCUUCGUACACAGGUCUCACUUGCUUUUGAGGCAUAUUACGCUAUCAUCAUGAGAGUGAACGCCUUUGUAAAGCAUGUCAUGGGGCAUGAUAUGCCAGAUUAUCGCCUCAAGAACUCAUGUCCUGCAUGCCAUUACAAGCUUUACAAUGAGCCCAAGCACCCCAUUGAGUUAAUUGUUACUGGCAAUGGAAACACUUCCCUUUCAUGCCUUCCACACCAAUAUGAAUCUGACUGUCGGACUUUUUUUAGUGAUUACUUUUUACUUCGAUCAGAGGUAGAUGCAUUUCAAAAUACCAAGAAACAAUCUCAGCUUGACUCAAUGGUAUAUGACCCACCCCCCGAAUCGUGCAUUGGCUGGAAGAACUCUUGGCCAAUGGCUCAAACAACAAAGGCUGGAUCCCUCGGCAUUAUGGAUGAAACAGGCAUAUUUUUAGUUAUUUGCCACCAUGGUAUUGUCCAGUUUAUCAUGGAUAUGGUCAAAAGUGGGGAAUUAGCAAAGUACCCAGUGGCAGCAGCAAACAAACUGAUAAGUACAUUUGGCCAUGACAUCCUCUUCGCUUACGAUGUUGGAUGCACCUUCUCCAUCACACUUGCCCGCUCUACUAUUGGCGAUGUGGCAUGUCAGGCCAAUUUCUUGUGCUGUACCGGCUCCUUUCAUGGUGUUGCCCACAGUAGGUUGUGUCAGCUCGAUCACCUCAUAGGUCUCAAAGAAGGGGUGGGCAUCGAAGACGGGGAAGGCAAUGAAUGGGCAUUCUCCUCCACCAAUGGCGUUGCAGCAGUAACCCAGCAUGCGUCUGCACAUUACCGCCACUUCCAGAUCCACCUUCAUUUUGAGAAGUGGGACCAGGAUAAGUAUGAGCGCUUAGGCAACUUUCUAUUAGGGAACCAUACCUCUGCAUGGACGCAGAUCCGCAAAUCCAUGGAUAUCUUGGAAGCAACGAAAUGCAUGCACCCAUCAUAUUUCGACUGGGACUGUCCACUAUUUCUGCAAGAAGAGAAGGAAUACAUUGCAUCGCUGAGGUCUGAGCCAAAGGCUGAACAAGCCAAAAUCGAGUACCUUGAAGCACUGGAGCGAUUAGAGAAUGCUGACUUCGGCCUCUGUUAUCAAUGCUAUCUGCAUCACCAACCUCAGAACUCGCCUACCAAGCUUCGUGUGCUCAAUGCAAAGUGGAGGAUGCACACUGUAUUGUCUCUGCACUGGAGGCAACGUCAUCCCUUGCCCUGGCUUGAAAACUGUCCUCAACGCCAGGAAGCCAUCCAGUUGCGUAAUGAGAGAAAGUAUCAUCGCCUUCUUGAUGAUCUGGAACAUCGUGCUAUCUCUCGUCAGUUUGAGUUGGAGAAAAUGGGUCUUCCAAAGACCGACUACAAAACCUGUCAACAUAUAUCACAGUUGGUUGGAAAACAGAGCAGGACGCUUCAUUCCACCCUUGAGAAGUACAACACCACUGCCGCAGCAAUGAUACCUCUGAAGCCAUCCCUCACUUGGGAUGACAUAACCCAUCCUGACUUCCCAAGUACAGUUGAACUAUUACAGGGUCGUGAUGAUAUUCGGAGUUGUGAAUGGACGCAGGAGCAUUUCCACGCAGCAACCCAUGCAUGGGCAAGACUCCAAUGUGCAAAAGAAGAACUUGUUACCAUUGGAGUUGAAACCCGCAGAAUACUGACCUCUAUGAGGGAUGAGGAACUACAGCUCAAGGUAACUAUCAAGGUUGUGGCUGCUAGCAACCCAACCCUUGCAUCAUAUAUCUCGAUGGCUUUCAAGUGGCAUGUCGAAGCAAAUGCCCACCUCCGCAAGAAAUUA